Messenger RNA from Hypomesus transpacificus, 1698 nucleotides. RefSeq names its product kelch-like protein 20. The record is from RefSeq and is a predicted model, not a curated record. Gene Ontology annotation, molecular function: protein binding. The transcript has 8 exons. Bases 468 to 1544 code for a protein of 358 amino acids. Lineage: Eukaryota; Metazoa; Chordata; Actinopteri; Osmeriformes; Osmeridae.
ACACACGCACACACACACAUACACAUACUGAAUUACAGAAAAUGUAGCAGACGUGUUUGCGGUUUUCAAGGGGAAACAUGGCAAUAUGCAAAGCAGACACAUUUGCAGGUAGAAAGGGAACUUGAUCCAAUUCUGAGACUCUGGAGGUGUAGAGAACACACUGUCAGUGUCUGCUGCUUGUCACCAGAUCUGCUCAUGUGAAACGACAUUCCGUAUAAGGACUAAAGAACUUUGAUACCAACAUGGGUAUUCGACAGGGUGUGUUUGUAAGGAAUGUGUCUGUGGAAUAUGUGUGUUGUGUGUGUGUCUGGAGAGGGUGUGUAGCAUGUGUGACUAAGGGGAUGUGUAUGGGAGUGUGUGAGUGCGUUGCAAGGAAUUUGUGUGGGGUUCCGAGGUGUGUGUGAUGGGUGGGGUGUAGACCCAAGGCUCUCGGGCCCUCAGUGUCUCUGAGUCCGGAGAGUAGGAGGAUGGGGGUGUACAAUGAGCAAGGAGCACUGGUCUAUUGUCUUCUCCAUUACAGCGAGGGUCUGGGAGAGUCAGAAGCGUUGGCCACGCCGCCGAAAAGCGAACAAUAUUCCGGAGGCGUUGCCACGACGCGCCAGGGUCGACCCAGCACCAACGGGCCUCUCGCCAACCGACAGAAACUCAGUAGACUCCCGUCCGUCCCCUCCGCCCAAGCCUCCGACACGGUUUACGUAGUGGGAGGCUGGAGCAGAGACGAUCCCUCCUGCCCAGUGGAGCAGUUCUGCACCCAGCACAACGAGUGGAAGAUGUCCGCCCCCAUGAUCCGUCACCGUGGCGACACUGGAGUGUGCUCACUGGAGGGGCUCAUCUACACCGUGGGGGGGUACGAUGACGUCACCUGCAUGAGCAGUGUGGAAAGGUACGACCCAGGGACCAACACCUGGAGCGGAGAUGUGGCCCCCCUCAGUGCCCCCCGCAGAAGAGUGUGUCUGCUUGAGAUGGACGGCUGUCUGAUCGCCCUGGGGGGCCACGACGGGGUCGCCUGCGUCAACAUAGUGGAGAGAUACGACCCGAAGAGGAACGCCUGGACCAAGCUUCCCCCCAUGUCCCGUCGCAGGGCCGGGGCAGCCGCCGCCGUGCUGGGGGGCUGCCUCUACGUGGUGGGGGGCACAGAUGGACAGAUGCCCUUGGACUCAGUGGAGCGCUACAGCCCAUUGGACGGCUGCUGGGCCAUGUGCCCGCCCAUGCUGACGGCCAGAGAGAACCCGGGCUGUGCCGUGUUCCUGGACCGCCUGUAUGUGGCCGGGGGGCGAGACGAGCUGCUGCUGGAGCUCAGCACUGUGGAGAAGUUUGACCCGGAAGCACACCGCUGGACCCCGGUCCGACCAAUGAGGAGCAAGAGGCACCAGGUCUCCUUGAUGGUGUUUAAUGGGAUGCUGUUGGCUGUAGGUGGAACUGACGGUGUUACAGACCUCAAAACCAUGGAGGCUUACGAGCAUGAGACCAAUUCAUGGAGACACUUUGGCAGCAUGAAGUCCAAGCACCCUGGCGGUCAUAUUGCUCUGGUCAAACCCUUCUAGAAUGUUCUACUUCCUGAUUGCUGUUACCUGCAUGUUAAUGCCAGAAUAUUAAUAUCAAUUUUAUAUACUGUAAACAAAUAAACAAGGACAAACUGUUGAUGUGAACCUGAAUAAACAUGUGCUAUUGUUAUGCUGUCACAUGUAGAGAAUGAGA